CAACAAUGUUCAGAUUUGCAGCAAGACAGACUGCUAGGCAGCUCAGAAACUCUCCCAUUAGGGCCUACUCCACCAGGUUUGCCAGCACGACCACCUUCCCCAAAAAGAAGAUUCUUUUUGGUGGAGCUAUUCUCGCUGGCGCCUUGGUUUACUGCCAAUCGACUUCAGUACAGUUGGACACCAAAAUCGAUGGCCAGCUUCUUCCAGAGGAGUCUGUUGCCGUAGACUCGUCUAUUGAUCCAUUUCCAAUCAAGAUUUCUGCAGACAACCAGCACGUUGCCACUGACUUCACCUUGGUGGGGCACGGAGUCAGAUCGGUGACUUUUGUGGGCUUCAAAGUGUACGGAAUCGGACUCUACAUCGCUGAUGCUGAUAUUGGGUUGGCUAAGUCAGUCUUGGGAGACCAGAAGUUUUUGGCUUCGUUGGAGACCGAAAACCACCAGUUGAAGGAACUUCUCGCUAGCCCCGUGGCUUCGGGGCUCAUUGUGGCCAAGUUAUUGGACAGCGGAGUCAGAUUUAUGGUCAGAAUCAGCCCCGUCAGAAACACGGAUUACGGACACUUGAAGGACGGGCUCAUCAAGUCCAUCUUGGCCCAUCCUUUGAGCAAGGGCCAGGACACAAGAGAGAUUGUGGGUGCGGGCUUGGAACAGUUGAGAGAAGUGUUCAAGGGUCGCAAGGGUUCGGUUCCAAAGAACCACUUGAUGUACUUGCAAAUGUUGUCCAGCGGGGAAUUGAAAGUGACUUACACAGAUCCCCAAAAGAAGACUGUGGCCGUAUUGGGUGAUGUUGAAGAGCCUAUGAUUGCACAAGUGUUGAUGUUGCAAUACUUGAGUGGAAAGAAGCCAUUGAGUGAGCCCUUGAGAAAGAGCUGCAUCGACGAGUUGGCCACCUGGGCCUAAGUCCAGUGGAUGCCUCGAGGUCCAGUCAAUCAAUAUAUGUAUAUAGUCCAACUGAUUGUCUGAUAUUACGGUGUAGAGGCAGAGGAUAGGUGUCAACGACAAUAUUUUUGAGCCAUUGGUGCUGAGAGACUCAAUACUCGAAAUGACAUGAGCUGGACAGUUGACCUUUGACCUUUUGUGGCCAUAUUAUGUCAAAGAAAUCAGAAAUGUCAUUCAGAGCGUUGUUCGCCAGAAACGAUGAGAGCAUUGUUUCUGAAAAUUGUCUGGAUAAAUUAACUGGUAAUGGUCGAAAGAUGAAUUUCUUGUCAGUGGUGCUGUCUUCGAACUUAAACCACUUCAAGUAGUUAUGCACACGAAACGUUUAAUAGCAGUUCCAGUUUCAAUAAUAAAAAUAAUCAUAA
Messenger RNA from Suhomyces tanzawaensis NRRL Y-17324, 1300 nucleotides. RefSeq lists its product as uncharacterized. Gene Ontology annotation, molecular function: intramolecular lyase activity. Bases 6 to 899 code for a protein of 297 amino acids. The transcript has a single exon. NCBI's taxonomy places the organism in Eukaryota, Fungi, Ascomycota, Pichiomycetes, Serinales, Debaryomycetaceae. The record is from RefSeq and is a predicted model, not a curated record.